Messenger RNA from Penicillium oxalicum, 2727 nucleotides. Its product is annotated as putative raffinose synthase protein Sip1. The record is from RefSeq and is a predicted model, not a curated record. The transcript is spliced from 2 exons. Bases 1 to 2727 code for a protein of 908 amino acids. NCBI's taxonomy places the organism in Eukaryota, Fungi, Ascomycota, Eurotiomycetes, Eurotiales, Aspergillaceae.
AUGGCUCUAUUUGCUCGGGUGACUUGCUACCCGCCGUUGGGCCAAAUCACCAACUGGCACCGGCAGCAAGCAGUUGACCCGGACGCGGAUGAUACGGUGACCUUCACGGUGGUUGUCGAAUCAAGUACUUCUCUUCCGACACAGUCGUGGGAAGCUCAGGUCUGGCAUAAUAUCGGCAGUACCGAGUGGUCCGCGCUGCCACUGAGCGCUUGCGACUCCUCUGUUGCGCCACUGUUAAAUGGGACUGAAGAGAACUACAAGUAUCACCGUCAUGUCUUCCGUGGCGAGAUUCACUUACCGCCAACUGCUGUGCAUGCGCAAUUCACCACGCGUUUUCGAACAGGCCCUGACGUCGAAUGGCAAUGGGCGAAUCAGCAGGAGUGCGUCGGCGAUGGAGAACUUGUGAUUGCCGCAAAGUCAGACAAAUCAGGAGCUGUAGCUGCCGACUCGGGGAAUGCCGCAGAGGAGCUUGCCAAAUACAUCGAUAACCUGUCUCCUGAACUGACGGUCGAAUCACGGCGAACAGAGGCACCCGGGUCGGUACUCUGGCAAAUUCGGGGAGAGGUGGACGCAGCUCAGCAAGACGUGUCUGGUACGAAAGAGGUCACUCUGGGGACACCCUCGUCAUGGAUCAAGUUCUUCUCACUGGUGCGCAUCUGGAGUCCUUGGCUUGGUCCCCGACACGGUAAGAAUCGUUUUCAUUUGACAGAAGAUGCGAUUUUUUGCUCGUUUCUUCGCAAAGAUGGAACGCAUCUUGUGCUCUUGGCGAUAUCCGGAGUUAAUGAUGUAUUGACUGUCUUUCAGUCGAGUGGUGACGGUGAAGUUGUCCUUCAGGCCCGCAAUGACAACAGCGAGAGGACGGAAUUCCAAAUCGUGGCAGCAGUCGCCAAAGACUUUGAGGUCGCAAUGUGCGCCGUCAUGUACGAAUCACGGAAAAUUGUGAAACCGUUCGAGAGUAAUGAAAAGUCCCCCUCGGAGCAAGCGGUCUCACCCAUGCCCGAUGAGGAUGUCGUGGUGGUGGAAAAGGACAUGAAAACACAAUGGCUUGCCGAUUGGAUUGAUGGCCUGACCUACUGCACCUGGAAUGGCCUGGGUCAAAAUCUCAACGAGGAAAAAAUUCUCCACGCCCUGGACUCGUUGAAAGCGAAUGAUAUUCAUAUCGUGAAUCUCAUCAUCGAUGACAAUUGGCAGAGCCUCGAUAAUGAAGGAGAGUCUCAGUUCCGGCGGAGAUGGAAGCAAUUCGAGGCGAACCCCAAGGCAUUUCCACGUGGUCUCCAGCGAACAGUCGACACUAUCCGUCAAAGCCAUCGCAAUAUCGGCCACAUCGCGGUUUGGCACGCUUUGCUGGGCUAUUGGGGUGGCAUUUGCCCCGAUGGAGACCUCGCACAAAAAUACAAGACGAAAGAGGUUAAGGUCAAGGAUCCUGCGGCAGGGGGCCCGAUUGCACACAACGUAGGGGACGGCAAGAUUCUGACCAUCCAUCCCGAUGAUGUGCAGAGAUUCUAUGACGACUUCUACGGGUCUCUGAGAUCGUGGGGUGUAGACUCGGUCAAAGCUGAUGCACAGUUCUUCCUCGAUCUCCUGGAUUCCGCGAAUGACCGCAAGCAAUACAUGGCAUCGUACCAAGAUGCCUGGUCGCUGGCAACUCUGAGACAUUUUAGUAAUCGGGCAAUCUCGUGCAUGUCACUCAUCCCUCAGAUGAUCUUCCAUUCGCAAUUGCCAACAAAUAAGCCUUCCAUCACCCUGCGAAACUCGGAUGACUUCUUCCCAGAGAUUCCGUCAUCGCACCCAUGGCACGUGUUCUGCAAUGCACAUAAUGCUCUUUUCACCCGGUACCUGAAUGCUCUGCCGGACUGGGACAUGUUUCAGACAAGCCACUCUUACGCUGCUUUCCAUGCUGCUGCCCGCUGCGUGUCUGGUGGACCCAUCUAUAUCACCGACGAACCCGGCAAGCAUGAUGUGAAUCUCAUCAAUCAGAUGACUGCACUGACUGUGCAGGGGACCACCGUGAUCCUUCGUCCGAGCGUGAUUGGUCGUAGUCUCGACGUAUACCAUGACUACAACGAGGGACAUAUCCUGAGAGUCGGAAGCUACACCGGUUGGGCCAAGACUGGAAGCGGUAUUAUAGGUCUUUUCAACAUACGCCCGGCCGAGGCUUCGUGCAUCGUCUCCUUGACUGAUUUCCCAGGAAUUCACGAGAAUUCUGAUGGAGACUAUGUGGUACGCGCACACACUAGCGGCAAAGUGACGAAUCGCCUUAAACCACGCGUCAACGAUGCUCUGGCUGCGAUUGUUCUCGAGCCAAAGGGCUGGGAAAUACUUACCGCCUAUCCCACCCAUUCCUUCGAACUCAAAGAGAGACAUGGCAAGGCCGGUUUGAAGUCGCUCACUCAUGUGGCCAUCCUCGGCCUAAUAGGGAAAAUGACAGGCGCGGCUGCUGUAGUUUCCUCGGACACAUCCGUGGUGGAAAACGGGCGGCUUCGCUGCGAUGUACACUUGAAGGCACUUGGGACACUUGGUCUGUACAUCUCAGAUCUAGCCGAUCGCAGCAUUGAAGAUGAUUUUAUGAUCACAAUUCUUGGACAGCCGGUUCCGCAGCGCGCCGUCUGGAAGGAAGGUGGAGAGAUGGGCAAUGUUCUGGCUGUUGACGUCCUCGCCGCUUGGAAGGAGAUGAAACUCGACAGUGGGUGGAGCAACGAGGCCUUUGUUCGGAUUUUUAUGGCAUAA